ACAGUCCAUUAGAGAAAGGAUGGACCCUAAUAUUUAGCAACAAAUCAAGCGAAGAGCUUUAGGAUCUUCCCUUUUCAUAACCAGAAAGGAGAAAGACGCGCUCACUCCAAUCUCCAUCUCAUCUCCAUAUCCAUGGACACCUAACCUCAGAGUUGGAGAGUUGAGAGCAACUGAAUCUUCAUUUGACUGAAUCAUGAAGCGACUCAGAAAAUCACUUCCCCCACCCCCAUCUCCUUAAAUCCAACAUAAGCUUAUCAUCUCUCCAACCCUUUUCUUCACACUCUAAGACUCUCAGUUUUCAUCCCUACAUUAAUGAGCCUGUCGAUUCCUUGUUUUUCAAUUCAUUCAAGCAUCAAAAUCCCAAAUCCAAUUUAGCAUUUCUUGAUCUCAAUUCGUCCAGAGUCAUGGGGACCAAAUUAUUUUCUGUAUGCUAUGAAUCCAAUGAUACCCUCUGUGCCAAUUCAUGGAAAAAAUUGAAACCCACUUUAUGUUCUUUGUUUUCUAAUUCUCAAACUGGGUAUUGUUUAAAUUCAACUUCAGUUUCAACGACAAUGCCUCGCUUUCUCAAUGAACCCAUCAUCAGUUUUCACUUGUCUAAGCUAUCAACACAACCAAAACCUCCAUUUAAAAUCUCGUUCCGUGAUCGAAUCCCAUGCUAUUUCACACAAACGAGAUAUUUUUCAAGUGAAAAUCCGAACGCACAAAAUGGAAUACCCAUUAGUUCACCCCUUGAGACCUCAAAUCCAAUCGAUGCAGGAUCUUCGAUUCGAAAACCUAUCAGUUUAUGGCCUGGAAUGUACCAUUCUCCAGUAACAAACGCUUUAUGGGAAGCAAGAUCAAGCAUAUUUGAGAAGCCUGCUGAUUCACUUGAUGGCACUUCACACAGUGAAUUAAUAACAAAAACUCCAUCAAAGAGCAGGACUAGUAUUCUCUAUAACUUUUCUUCUGAUUAUAUACUCAGGGAGCAGUAUAGGAACCCUUGGAAUGAGGUCAGGAUGGGGAAGUUGGUUGAAGAUCUCGAUGCUCUUGCUGGAACCAUUUCCUACAAGCACUGCUGCAAUGAGGAUGGCACAACAAGGCCUCUUUUGUUGGUCACUGCUUCUGUUGACAGGAUGGUUCUGAAAAAACCAAUACGUGUUGAUGCCGAUCUGAAAAUAGUUGGUGCUGUUACAUGGGUUGGGCGGUCAUCCAUGGAGAUUCAGUUGGAGGUGAUUCAGUCAACAGAAGGGACCUCCGAUCCUUCAGACUCUCUUGCUCUUAUGGCAAAUUUCACAUUUGUGGCUCGUGACUCAAAUACAGGAAAAUCAGCUCCUGUUAACCAAAUCUCACCUGAAACUUUACAAGAAAAAUUGCUUUGGGAAGAAGCAGAAGAAAGAAACAAAACAAGGAAAAAGAAGAGAACAGAAAAUAAAAAAGAUACCGAGUCUGAGAAUAGAUACAUGGAAAGACUCGAUGCAUUGCUAGCUGAAGGACGGGUCUUCUGUGACAUGCCAGCAUUGGCAGACAGAGAUAGCAUUCUUAUACAGGAUACUUGCCAUCAGAACUCUUUGAUCUGUCAACCACAGCAAAGGAAUAUUCAUGGUCGCAUCUUUGGAGGAUUUUUGAUGCGCAAAGCAUUUGAGCUGGCAUUUUCUAAUGCUUAUGCAUUUGCUGGUGCAGCACCACGCUUUGUUGAAGUUGAUCAUGUUGAUUUCUUUAAACCAGUGGAUGUUGGAAAUUUUCUUCGUUUGAAGUCUUGCAUUUUGUACACAGAGCUUGAGGACCCAGCUAAACCUUUGAUCAAUGUGGAAGUUGUAGCUCAUGUUACAAGGCCUGAACUAAGGUCCAGUGAGGUAUCUAACAAGUUCUAUUUAACAUUUACUGUCCGUCCUGAGGCCAUGAGAGAUGGAUUAAGGAUCCGGAAUGUUGUUCCAGCUACAGAAGAAGAAGCACGUCGAGUGCUUGAACGUAUGGAUGCUGAGAACUCCCAGAUUGCAAAAUCAUGAAAAUAGAUUCACUCACUCAGUUGCUUCAACAAUUGAGAAGUGCAAUUGAAUUGCUUAGCACUUUGGUUAAAUUAACAGAAACUUCUCAAUCAUGUUUCUCUUGUAAAUUUUUUCUUCACUUCACCAAAGUGAAUCUCUCCAUCAAUGAGUUUUAACUCAAUGCUAAUAGGGUCAUCUCCAGAAUAGUAAGCUCUCAAGUUCCAGUCAA
Molecule: messenger RNA, 2193 nt
Organism: Hevea brasiliensis (rubber tree)
Lineage: Eukaryota; Viridiplantae; Streptophyta; Magnoliopsida; Malpighiales; Euphorbiaceae
Product: acyl-coenzyme A thioesterase 4, mitochondrial
Exons: 5
Coding region: 405-1985 (526 amino acids)
Biological process (GO): acyl-CoA metabolic process
Molecular function (GO): fatty acyl-CoA hydrolase activity
Source: RefSeq, a predicted model, not a curated record